AUGCCAACCACAAGUGGUACGAAUGUUACACAUGGCAACAUACAUGAACGAAGUGCUGAUAAAUCUGUUGAUGCUAUUGCGGCCGCUAAUGAAGAUGGUGGCGACUCUGCUGCUGCCCGAAAUUUAAAUAGGCCCAAACGCAUAAACAUUGUUCAUGGGCGUAGUAAUAAUACAGAUCUCGAGGUGGUCAUUAAAAAGAAAUGGUUGCACAUUUCCUCCUUUAAACCGUCUGUAUCUGAGGAAAACCUUAUUGCGUAUGCAGUUUUUCUUUCCGGUUUUGACUAUCGAGUCGUUUACAAACGAGGGAUAGAUAACGCUAACGCCGACUGCCUGUCUCGAGCUCCAGUAUGUUCGCCACAUCUAGCGGACACCAUUAUCAACAAUAAAAUCAACCAACUCUGUGAAUCGACUAUACAACAAAUUUCAACGCUAAAACUAAAUCAUAAUACUCUCAAAUUAGAAACUGAAAAAGAUAGCGAACUCUCCGCACUAUUGCAAAAUCUAAAAAACAAGCGGAUAGAAAAUACAAUGUUUACAAUCAACAAUGGUAUCAUAUUUAGGGGUCAACGCGUCGUAAUACCUGCAAUCUUACAACAAUUGGUACUAAAAGAGCUUCACCUUACACACAUGAGUAUUUCAAAAAUGAAACAACUAGCUCGCAGGUACGUGUAUUGGAAAUCAAUAGACAAGGACAUCGAACAACUAGUCAAAGAAUGUGUCGCAUGUUCAACGGUUAGGGCCUGCCCUCCAAAAGUCAAAUUACACACAUGGGAGGAACCAGAACAAAACUGGCAGAGGAUCCACAUCGAUUAUGCAGGGCCUUUUCAAGGAUAUCAUUAUUUGGUCGUGAUAGACGCAAAGUCUAAAUGGGCUGAAAUUGGGCUGACAAAUAUAGCACCAACAUCCAGUAUAACAAUUGAAAUGCUAAGUGACGUAUAUGCAAGACAUGGGUAUCCGGAUGUAAUUGUAUCCGACAACGCCACAAUAUUCACUAGCGACGAAUUCAAGCUGUUUUGCUCAAGUCAUGGCGUCUUCCAAAAGUUCAUUGCACCAGGCCAUCCAGCUACGAACGGGCUAGCCGAACGCAAUAUUCAAACGUUGAAACAACGUCUUAAAUGUAUGACAGACGACCCUCGUCCUAUGCGAAAAAAGUUAAGAGAAAUACUUUUCCGCUACAGGUCAACGCCAUUGAAGUGUGGAAAUACUCCAGCAGAACUGUAUCUGGGAAGACAGAUACGAAUUCAACUGGACACACUCAAAUCACCUAAAGUGGAUAGCCAACGUACCGUUCAAAGACAUGACGUUCGUCAAUUAAAGGAGGGAGAGAGAGUACAAACCCGUUAUUACAUCAACAAUAAAAAGUCAUGGAAAUUCGGUACAAUCAUCAAAAAGUUGGGUCACCUUCAUUACAUGAUCAAAUUAGACGAUGGAUAUAUUCUCAAGCGCCACAUAAAUCAAUUGCGCGCAACAAGAGUUCCAUCACAUACUCCAACAGCGAGUUCGACUAACACGUCAUCACAAGAUUGUGAACCAGAUAGUUGUUCCCCAAAUUUACAGGACCUCGUACAGGUUCCAACGAAUACAGAGAAUCGUCCAAGGUCAUCUGACAGCGAAGGACACAACACUCCGGUAACAACAACACCCCGGAGAUCCGAACGGCAGCGUCGGGCACCAGCAUACUUGAAUGACUACCGACGUAAUACUUAA
This is a messenger RNA of Rhagoletis pomonella (apple maggot), 1707 nucleotides long. RefSeq lists its product as uncharacterized. The transcript is spliced from 2 exons. The record is from RefSeq and is a predicted model, not a curated record. Gene Ontology annotation, biological process: DNA integration. Bases 1 to 1707 code for a protein of 568 amino acids. Lineage: Eukaryota; Metazoa; Arthropoda; Insecta; Diptera; Tephritidae. Gene Ontology annotation, molecular function: nucleic acid binding.